AUGAAUAGUUUCACCAUUACCUUCCUACUGUUCGUAAAUUUGACUGUGAUAGACUCUCUCAGCCCUGAGGAUGUAGAAAUCAAGUGCCCUUUGAAUCACAUUACUUGCCUGGGAUCCAACAGAUGUGUCCACUUAUCACAAUUAUGCAAUGGUGUCAUGGACUGCUCAGAUGGGUCUGAUGAAGGAGUACACUGUCGGGAAUUGUUACUCAAUUGCCAGAAGUUGAAUUGUCAGUAUAAAUGUGCAAUAUUCAGAAAUAGAACAGAAUGCUACUGUGAAGAUGGAUUUGAAAAAGAAGAUGGAAGAACCUGUAAAGAUCAAGAUGAAUGCACUCAUAAGGGACGUGCCAGCCAGACCUGCAUAAAUACAUAUGGACCCUAUGCUUGCAGUUGUGUGGAGGGUUACAUAAUUCAGUCAGAUAACAGAUCUUGCAAGGCCAAAAAUGAACCGACAGAUCUACCACCUAUACUGGCAAUCGCAAAUUCUGAAACAAUUGAACUUUUUUAUCUUAAUGGAAGUAAAAUGACAACACUGAGCACAGUCAAUGGAAAUGAAAUACAUACUCUGGAUUUUAUUUACAGUGAAGAUAUGAUUUGUUGGAUUGAAUCAAAAGAAUCUUCAAAUCAGCUCAAGUGUAUCCAGAUCACAAAAACAGGAAGGUUAGCAGAUGAAUGGACAAUCAAUACACUUCAGUCCUUCCAUAAUGUGCAACAAAUGGCUAUUGAUUGGUUGACCAGAAAUUUAUAUUUUGUGGACCACGUCAGUGAUCGGAUCUUUGUUUGUAAUUACAAUGGGUCAGUUUGUGUUACUCUCAUUGACCUGGAGCUACACAAUCCAAAGGCAAUAGCAAUAGAUCCAAUUGCAGGAAAACUUUUCUUUACUGACUACGGGAAUGUGGCCAAAGUGGAAAGAUGUGACAUGGAUGGAAUGAACAGAACAAAUAUAAUUGAUUCAAAGACAGAGCAACCAGCUGCACUGGCACUAGAUUUAGUCAACAAAUUAGUUUACUGGGUAGACCUUUACUUGGAUUACAUUGAAGUAGUGGACUAUCAAGGCAAAAACAGACAUACUGUCAUUCAAGGCAGACAAGUCAGACAUCUUUAUGCUAUAACUAUUUUUGAAGAUUAUUUGUAUGCAACAAAUACUGAUAACUCUAAUAUUAUGAAGAUAAACCGUUUUAAUAGCACUGAUGUUCAUUCAUUUAUUAAAAUGGAAAAUCCCCAAGGAAUUCGAAUCUAUCAAAAAAGAAUUCAACCAACAGUCAGAAGCCAUGCAUGUGAAAUGGAUCCAUAUGGAAUGCCAGGGGGAUGUUCACACAUCUGUCUGCUCAGCAGCAGCUACAAAACACGGACUUGUCGCUGCAGGACCGGUUUCAACCUGGGAAGUGAUGGCAGAUCAUGCAAAAGACCCAAGAAUGAGCUGUUCCUUUUUUAUGGGAAAGGACGCCCAGGAAUUGUUAGAGGAAUGGAUUUAAAUACCAAGAUAGCUGAUGAAUACAUGAUCCCUAUAGAAAAUCUAGUAAACCCCCGUGCCUUAGAUUUUCAUGCAGAAACCAAUUAUAUCUACUUUGCUGACACUACCAGUUUCCUAAUUGGCCGGCAGAAGAUAGAUGGCACAGAGAGAGAAACCAUCCUGAAAGAUGAUCUGGAUAAUGUGGAGGGAAUAGCAGUGGACUGGAUUGGAAACAAUCUUUACUGGACAAAUGAUGGGCAUAGAAAAACUAUUAAUGUGGCAAGGCUGGAGAAGGCUUCUCAGAGUCGGAAAACUCUUCUGGAGGGAGAAAUGUCACAUCCUAGAGGAAUUGUGGUCGAUCCUGUAAAUGGUUGGAUGUACUGGACAGACUGGGAGGAAGAUGAAAUAGAUGACAGCGUGGGAAGGAUUGAGAAGGCCUGGAUGGAUGGGAUCAAUCGGCAGAUUUUUGUGACUUCAAAGAUGCUGUGGCCAAACGGUUUAACUCUGGACUUUCACAUGAGCACAUUAUACUGGUGUGAUGCUUAUUAUGAUCAUAUUGAAAAAGUGUUUUUGAAUGGAACUCACAGGAAGAUUGUUUACAGUGGCAAAGAAUUGAACCAUCCUUUUGGACUGUCACAUCAUGGAAAUUAUGUGUUCUGGACUGACUAUAUGAAUGGUUCCAUUUUUCAACUAGACUUGAUAACGAGUGAAGUGACAUUACUGAGGCGUGAAAGGCCACCACUCUUUGGCCUUCAGAUAUAUGAUCCACGGAAGCAGCAAGGGGACAAUAUGUGCCGAGUGAAUAAUGGAGGCUGUAGUACUCUGUGCCUGGCUAUCCCAGGAGGCCGAGUAUGUGCUUGUGCAGAUAAUCAACUUUUGGAUGAAAAUGGAACAACUUGCACUGUUAAUCCUGAAGAAGUUUUACCUCACACAUGUAAAGAUGGAGAAUAUCGCUGCAGAAACAAAAGAUGUAUACAGGCUCGCUGGAAAUGUGAUGGGGAUGAUGACUGCCUAGAUGGAAGUGAUGAGGACUCAGUAAAUUGUUUCAAUCAUAGCUGUCCUGAUGAUCAGUUUAAAUGCAAGAAUAAUCGCUGUAUCCCCAAGAGAUGGCUUUGUGAUGGAGCUAAUGAUUGUGGAAACAAUGAAGAUGAAUCCAAUCAAACUUGCGCAGCCAGAACAUGCCAGGUGGACCAGUUUUCAUGUGGAAAUGGGCGCUGCAUUCCCCGAGCUUGGCUGUGUGAUAGAGAAGACGACUGUGGUGACCAGACAGAUGAAAUGACAUCUUGUGAAUUCCCAACUUGUGAGCCAUUAUCUCAAUUUAUAUGUACAAGUGGAAGAUGCAUUAGCAACAAAUGGCAGUGUGACUCUGAUGAUGACUGUGGGGAUGGAAGUGAUGAGGUUGGCUGUGUUCACUCAUGUUAUGAUAAUCAGUUCAGAUGUGCCAGUGGCAGAUGCAUCCCAGGCCAUUGGGCCUGUGAUGGUGACAAUGACUGUGGGGACUUCAGUGAUGAGACCCAAAUGAAUUGUACCAAAGAAGAGAUUAAUUCUCCUGCUGGUUGUAAUGGAAAUGAAUUUCAAUGCCACCCUGAUGGAAACUGCAUUCCUGAUCUGUGGCGCUGUGAUGGGGAAAAGGAUUGUGAAGAUGGUAGUGAUGAAAAAGGCUGCAAUGGGACUUUACGACUGUGUGAUCACAAAACCAAAUUUUCAUGUAGGAGCACAGGGAGAUGCAUCAACAAAGCCUGGGUGUGUGAUGGAGAUAUCGACUGUGAAGAUCAAUCAGAUGAAGAUGAUUGUGACAGUUUCAUGUGUGGUCCGCCCAAGUAUCCUUGUGCUAAUGACACCUCCGUGUGUCUGCAGCCUGAGAAACUCUGCAAUGGAAAAAGGGAUUGUCCUGAUGGAUCUGAUGAAGGAGAUCUCUGUGAUGAAUGUUCCCUGAACAAUGGGGGCUGUAGCAACCACUGUUCUGUUGUUCCUGGAAGAGGAAUUGUUUGUUCUUGCCCUGAAGGAUUUCGACUCAGCAAAGACAACAAAACAUGUGAAGUUAUGGAUUUUUGUAGCAAUCAUCGUAAGUGCAGUCAAGUAUGUGAGCAGCACAAGCAGAUAGUCAAGUGCUCGUGUUAUGAAGGUUGGAAACUUGAUGUGGAUGGUGAAAGCUGCAUCAGUAUUGAUUCUUUUGAAGCAUUCAUCAUCUUUUCUAUUCGUCAUGAGAUCAGAAGAAUUGAUCUUCAUAAAAGAGAUUAUAGUCUACUCGUUCCUGGACUAAGAAACACAAUAGCACUUGAUUUUCACUUCAAUCAAAGUUUACUCUAUUGGACAGAUGUUGUUGAGGACAGAAUAUACAGAGGAAAACUAUCUGAAAGUGGAGGUGUCAGUGCUAUUGAAGUGGUUGUAGAACAUGGCUUGGCUACACCAGAAGGAUUGACAGUUGACUGGAUAGCAGGCAACAUAUACUGGAUUGAUAGUAAUCUGGACCAAAUUGAAGUAGCCAAAUUAGAUGGGUCAUUAAGAACUACACUAAUAGCAGGAGCCAUGGAACAUCCCAGGGCUAUUGCUUUGGAUCCAAGAUAUGGAAUUCUUUUUUGGACAGAUUGGGAUGCUAAUUUUCCACGCAUCGAAUCUGCAUCUAUGAGUGGUGCUGGGAGAAAGACCAUCUACAAAGACAUGAAAACAGGGGCUUGGCCUAAUGGAUUGACCGUGGACCACUUUGAAAAAAGGAUAGUUUGGACAGAUGCCAGGUCAGAUGCUAUUUAUUCAGCCCUCUAUGAUGGAACAGGCAUGAUAGAAAUAAUUCGAGGUCAUGAAUAUCUUUCUCAUCCUUUUGCUGUAUCUCUCUAUGGGAGUGAAGUCUAUUGGACAGACUGGAGGACUAAUACUUUGUCCAAAGCCAAUAAGUGGACAGGCCAGAAUGUCAGUCUGAUUCAGAAAACCAGUGCACAACCAUUUGAUCUUCAAAUAUACCAUCCUAGCCGUCAGCCACAAGCUCCCAAUCCCUGUGCAGCUAAUGACGGCAAAGGGCCCUGUACUCACAUGUGUUUGAUCAAUCACAACCGGAGUGCAGCUUGUGCUUGUCCCCAUUUGAUGAAGCUGUCCUCUGACAAGAAGACCUGUUAUGAAAUGAAAAAAUUUCUUCUUUAUGCAAGACGCUCUGAAAUCAGAGGAGUGGAUAUUGAUAAUCCAUAUUUUAACUUUAUCACGGCCUUUACAGUACCUGAUAUUGAUGAUGUUACUGUACUAGACUUUGAUGCAUCUGAAGAACGUCUAUAUUGGACAGAUAUUAAAACACAAACUAUUAAGCGAGCUUUUAUUAAUGGAACUGGGUUAGAAACAGUUAUUUCUAGAGAUAUUCAGAGCAUCAAAGGGCUAGCUGUGGAUUGGAUCUCACGUAAUUUAUACUGGAUUAGCUCAGAAUUUGAUGAAACACAAAUUAAUGUGGCACGACUUGAUGGCUCAUUGAAAACCUCAAUUAUCCAUGGGAUCGAUAAACCACAGUGUCUUGCAGCUCACCCAGUCAGUGGAAAACUAUACUGGACAGAUGGAAACACAAUUAACAUGGCCAACAUGGAUGGCACUAAUAGCAAGAUUCUCUUUCAGAAUCAAAAAGAACCAAUUGGUCUAUCGAUAGACUAUGUGGAAAACAAGCUUUAUUGGAUCAGUUCUGGAAAUGGAACCAUAAAUAGAUGCAACAUGGAUGGUGGCAAUUUAGAAGUAAUAGAGUCAAUGAAAGAAGAAUUAACAAAAGCUACAGCCCUAACCAUCAUGGAUAAAAAACUCUGGUGGGCAGACCAAAGCUUAGCUCAGUUGGGAACAUGCAGCAAAAGAGAUGGAAGAAACCCCACUGUCCUACGAAAUAAGACAUCUGGGAUUGUUCAUAUGAAAGUGUAUGAUAAAGAAGCACAGCAAGGAAGCAAUUCCUGCCAACAAAAUAAUGGUGGAUGUUCUCAGCUCUGUUUGCCAACAUCUGAAACUACAAGGACUUGCAUGUGUACUUUAGGGUAUUAUCUCCAAAAGAAUCGCAUGUCUUGUCAAGGAAUAGAGUCAUUUCUUAUGUAUUCUGUCCAUGAAGGAAUCAGAGGAAUACCUCUGGAACCAAAUGACAAAGUGGAUGCUUUGAUGCCUAUAUCAGGAACUUCAUUUGCUGUGGGAAUAGAUUUCCAUGCAGGAAAUGAUACUAUCUACUGGACAGACAUGGGCUUCAAUAAGAUUAGCCGAGCUAAAAGAGAUCAGACUUGGAAAGAAGAUAUCAUUACCAAUGGCUUGGGGAGAGUCGAAGGGAUAGCUAUUGACUGGAUUGCUGGUAACAUAUAUUGGACAGAUCAUGGCUUCAACUUAAUUGAAGUUGCAAGACUAAAUGGCUCAUUUCGUUUUGUAAUCAUAUCUGAAGAUUUGGAUCAACCAAGAUCUAUAGCUGUACACCCAGAAAAGGGCUAUUUGUUCUGGACUGAAUGGGGACAGAUGCCCUGCAUUGGAAAGGCUCGCUUAGAUGGCUCAGAAAAGGUUGUCCUUGUAAGCAUGGGAAUAGUCUGGCCAAAUGGUAUCUCCAUUGACUAUGAGGAAAAUAAAUUGUACUGGUGUGAUGCUCGUACAGACAAGAUAGAAAGAAUUGACCUUGAGACUGGAGAGAACCGUGAGGUGGUGCUGUCAGGGAACAAUGUGGAUAUGUUUUCAGUUGCGGUCUUUGGGGCUUACAUCUACUGGUCUGACAGAGCACAUGCCAAUGGAUCCAUAAGAAGAGGCCACAAGAAUGAUGCCACAGACACAGUAACCAUGAGAACUGGUCUCGGAAUCAACCUGAAGGAGGUUAAGAUAUUUAACAGAGUCAGAGAGAAAGGCACCAAUGUCUGUGCCAAAAACAAUGGUGGAUGCCAGCAACUUUGUCUUUAUCGAGGAAGUGCCCAGAGAACUUGUGCAUGUGCUCAUGGAUAUUUGGCAGAGGAUGGAGUUUCUUGCUUAAGACAUGAAGGCUAUUUGCUAUAUUCAGGGAGAACAAUAUUAAAAAGCAUACAUCUUUCUGAUGAAACCAAUUUAAAUUCACCAAUAAGGCCAUAUGAGAAUCCACAUUAUUUCAAAAAUGUCAUAGCCUUGGCUUUUGACUAUAAUCAAAGAAGAAAAGGUACUAACCGAAUCUUCUACAGCGAUGCACAUUUUGGAAAUAUACAGCUUAUUAAAGAUAACUGGGAAGACCGGAAAGUAAUUGUUGAAAAUGUGGGUUCUGUUGAAGGACUUGCCUACCACAGAGCUUGGGAUACUUUAUACUGGACAAGCUCCACUACAUCAUCCAUCACCAGACACACAGUGGACCAGACCCGGCCUGGAGCAUUUGACAGAGAAGCUGUUAUUACUAUGUCAGAGGACGAUCACCCACAUGUACUAGCCCUGGAUGAAUGCCAAAAUUUGAUGUUUUGGACCAACUGGAAUGAACAACAUCCAAGUAUCAUGAGAUCUACCUUGACUGGGAAAAAUGCUCAAGUGGUGAUUAGUACAGAUAUACUCACCCCAAAUGGACUCACCAUUGACCAUCGUGCAGAGAAGCUGUAUUUCUCUGAUGGGAGCUUGGGAAAAAUUGAAAGGUGUGAAUAUGAUGGAUCCCAGAGACAUGUUAUUGUCAAAUCUGGUCCCGGGACUUUCCUUAGUUUGGCUGUAUAUAAUAAUUAUAUCUUCUGGUCAGACUGGGGAAGAAGAGCUAUCUUGCGUUCCAACAAGUACACAGGAGGAGAUACAAAAAUUCUUCGUUCUGAUAUUCCACAUCAACCAAUGGGAAUCAUAGCCGUUGCCAAUGAUACUAAUAGCUGUGAACUUUCUCCAUGUACAUUAUUGAAUGGAGGUUGCCAUGACCUGUGCCUUUUAACUCCUGAUGGGAGAGUAAAUUGUUCCUGUAGAGGGGAUAGGAUAUUAAUAGAUGGCAACAGAUGUGUGACUAAAAACUCCUCCUGCAACGUGUAUUCAGAGUUCGAAUGUGGAAAUGGUGAGUGCAUUGACUACCAGCUCACCUGCGAUGGUGUUCUUCAUUGUAAGGAUAAAUCAGAUGAAAAAUUGCUAUACUGCGAAAACCGAAGCUGCCGGAAAGGUUUUAAGCCCUGCUACAAUUGGCGUUGCAUUCCCCAUGGCAAGUUAUGUGAUGGUAAAAAUGACUGUGGAGACAACUCGGAUGAAUUAGAUUGCAAAGUUUCAACCUGUGCCUCUGUUGAGUUCCGCUGUGCAGAUGGGACAUGUAUUCCAAGAUCAGCACGGUGCAACCAGAAUAUAGAUUGUGCAGAUGCUUCAGAUGAAAAGAAUUGCAAUAAUACAGACUGCACACAUUUUUAUAAGCUUGGAGUGAAAACCACAGGGUUCAUAAGAUGUAAUUCUACCUCACUCUGUGUUCUGCCAACCUGGAUAUGUGAUGGAUCUAAUGACUGUGGAGAUUAUUCAGAUGAAUUAAAGUGCACAGUUCAAAACAAGCACAGAUGUGAAGAAAAUUAUUUUGGUUGUCCUAGUGGAAGGUGCAUUUUGAAUACUUGGGUAUGUGAUGGCCAGAAAGAUUGUGAGGAUGGAUUUGAUGAAUUCCACUGUGAUUCUUCAUGCUCUUGGAAUCAGUUUGCUUGUUCUGCAGAAAAAUGUAUUUCUAGACACUGGAUUUGUGAUGGAGAGGAUGAUUGUGGGGAUGGCUUAGAUGAAAGUGAUGGUGUUUGUGGUUCCAUCACCUGUGCUGCCGACAUGUUCAGUUGCCAGGGCUCCCAUGCCUGUGUGCCGAGACACUGGCUUUGUGAUGGAGAAAGAGACUGCCCGAAUGGAAGUGAUGAACUCUCCACAGCAGGCUGUGCUCCCAACAAUACAUGUGAUGAAAAUGCCUUCAUGUGUCAAAAUAAAGUAUGUGUUCCCAAGCAAUUUGUUUGUGAUCAUGACAAUGAUUGUGGCGAUGGCUCUGAUGAGUCACAACAGUGUGAAUAUCGGCACUGUAAUACAGAAGAAUUUAGGUGUUCUGAUGGACGAUGUCUUUUAAAUAAUCAAUGGCAGUGUGAUGGAGACUUUGACUGCCCUGACCAUUCUGAUGAAGCACCCUUAAAUCCCAAGUGCAAAAGUGCAGAACAGUCAUGCAACAGUUCAUUUUUUAUGUGCAAAAAUGGAAAGUGCAUCCCCAAGGGAAAUCUUUGUGACAAUAAAGAUGACUGUGGUGAUGGCUCGGAUGAGAGAAAUUGCCAUAUAAAUGAAUGUUUAAGUAAGAAAAUUAGUGGAUGUACUCAAGAUUGUCAGGAUCUUCCAGUAAGUUAUAAGUGCAAAUGCUGGCCUGGAUUCCAACUGAAGGAUGAUGGUAAAACGUGUGUAGACAUUGAUGAAUGCUCUUUGGGCUUUCCAUGCAGCCAGCAAUGCAUUAAUACAUAUGGAACCUACAAAUGUCUUUGUAUGGAUGGAUAUGAAAUAAACCCUGAUAAUCCAAAUGGCUGCAAAUCACUUUCCGAUGAAGAACCUUUUCUUAUUCUUGCUGAUCAUUAUGAAAUAAGGAAAAUCAGCACUGAUGGCUCCAAUUAUACACUUUUAAAACAGGGAUUAAAUAAUAUUGUUGCUAUAGAUUUUGAUUACAGAGAAGAAUUUAUCUAUUGGAUUGACUCUAGCAGACCCAAUGGCAGCCGCAUUAAUAGAAUGUGUUUAAAUGGAAGUGAUAUUAAGGUAGUACAUAACACAGCUGUUCCCAAUGCACUUGCUGUAGAUUGGAUUGGAAAAAACCUCUAUUGGUCUGACACAGAAAAAAGAAUUAUUGAAGUAUCCAAACUCAAUGGCUUGUAUCCUACUAUACUCGUCAGCAAAAGGCUGAAGUUUCCCAGAGACCUGUGUUUGGAUCCUCAAGCUGGGUACUUGUAUUGGAUUGACUGCUGUGAAUAUCCUCACAUUGGUCGUGUUGGAAUGGAUGGAACCAAUCAGAGUGUUGUCAUAGAAACAAAGGUUUCUAGACCUAUGGCAUUAACCAUAGAUUAUGUCAACCACAGACUAUAUUGGGCUGAUGAAAAUCACAUUGAAUUUAGCAACAUGGAUGGAUCUCAUAGAUAUAAAGUCCCUAAUCAAGAUAUUCCAGGGGUGAUUGCUCUAACACUGUUUGAAGACUACAUCUACUGGACUGAUGUGAAAACCAAGUCACUCAACCGUGCUCAUAAAACCUCUGGAGCAGACAGACUCUCACUGAUUAACUCAUGGCAUGCCAUCACAGAUAUCCAGGUGUAUCAUUCUUAUAGACAACCUGAUGUAUCCAAACAUCUCUGUAUGAUCAAUAAUGGAGGAUGUAGCCAUCUGUGUCUUUUGGCUCCAGAAAAAACACAUACUUGUGCUUGUCCCACAAACUUUUAUCUUGCAAAUGACAAUAGGACUUGUUUAUCCAACUGUACAGCCAGUCAGUUUCGUUGCAAAACGGAUAAAUGUAUUCCAUUCUGGUGGAAAUGUGACACUGUUGACGACUGUGGUGAUGGAUCAGAUGAGCCUGAUGACUGUCCUGAAUUUAAAUGUCAACCAGGGAGAUUUCAGUGUGGAACUGGUCUCUGUGCUUUGCCAGCAUUCAUUUGUGAUGGAGAAAAUGACUGCGGAGACAAUUCUGAUGAACUCAACUGUGACACCCACGUCUGUCUCUCAGGUCAAUUCAAGUGUACCAAGAACCAAAAAUGUAUCCCUAUAAACCUCAGAUGCAAUGGUCAAAAUGAUUGUGGAGAUGAAGAAGAUGAAAAGGAUUGUCCUGAAAACAGCUGUUCGCCAGACUAUUUCCAAUGUAAAUCUACCAAACAUUGCAUUUCCAAGCUGUGGGUUUGUGAUGAGGACCCAGACUGUGCAGAUGCAUCCGACGAGGCCAACUGUGAUAAAAAGACAUGUGGACCUCAUGAAUUUCAGUGUAAAAACAACAACUGUAUUCCAGAUCACUGGAGAUGUGAUAGUCAAAAUGACUGCAGCGAUAAUUCAGAUGAAGAAAACUGUAAACCACAAACAUGCACAAUGAAAGAUUUUCUUUGUGCCAAUGGCGAUUGCAUUUCUUCAAGGUUUUGGUGUGAUGGUGAUUUUGACUGUGCAGAUGGCUCUGAUGAGAGAUACUGUGAAGCAGGUUGUUCCAGAGAUCAGUUUCAGUGUUCCAAUGGUAAGUGCAUAUCAACAAAAUGGAAAUGUGAUGGUCACGAAGACUGUGUCUAUGGAGAAGAUGAGAAGAAUUGUGAGCCAGCUUCAUCUACUUGCUCAUCAAGUGAAUAUAUAUGUGCCUCUGGUGGAUGUAUUUCUGCAUCAUUGAAAUGUAAUGGAGAAUAUGAUUGUGCUGAUGGUUCUGAUGAGAUGGACUGUGUGACAGAAUGCAAGGAAGAUCAGUUUCGAUGCAGAAAUAAAGCCCACUGUAUUCCAAUUAGGUGGUUGUGUGAUGGAGUUCAUGACUGUGUGGAUGGCAGUGAUGAAGAGAACUGUGACAGAGGAGGAAAUAUAUGUAGAGUGGACGAGUUCCUUUGCAAUAAUACACUUUGCAAACUACUUUUCUGGGUGUGUGAUGGUGAAGAUGACUGUGGAGACAAUUCUGACGAAGCCCCUGAUAUGUGUGUCAAAUAUCAUUGCCCACCUACAAGACCCCAUAAAUGUAGAAACAACAGAAUUUGUCUACAAAAUGAGAAAAUCUGCAAUAUGAUUGAUGAUUGUGGUGAUAACUCUGAUGAAGAUCACUGUGAUGGAAAGCUUACAGCUAAAGCAAGACCUUGUAAAAAAGAUGAGUUUGCUUGCAGUAAUAAAAGAUGUAUCCCCAUGGACUUUCAAUGUGAUCGACUUGAUGACUGUGGAGAUGGUUCAGAUGAAGAAAGCUGCAGAAUAUUUCCUACUGAAUAUACCUGUGAAGAUAAUGUGAGCCCAUGUGGAGAUGAUGCAUAUUGUAAUCAAAUAAAAACAUCUGUUUUCUGUCGCUGUAAGCCUGGAUUUCAGAGAAACAUGAAAAACAGGCAGUGUGAAGACUUAAAUGAAUGUUUGGUUUUUGGCACGUGUCCUCAUCAAUGUAUAAAUAUAGAAGGAUCAUAUAAAUGUCUAUGUGACCAGAAUUUUCAAGAAAGAAAUAAUACCUGCAUAGCAAAAGGCACUGAAGAUCAAGUUCUCUACAUUGCUAAUGACACUGAUAUCAUGGGUUUUAUAUAUCCAUUCAACUACAGUGAUGAUCAUCAACAAAUUUCUCAUAUUGAACAUAAUUCAAGGAUAACAGGGAUGGAUGUAUAUUAUCAAAGAGAUAUGAUUAUUUGGAGUACUCAGUUUAAUCCAGGAGGAAUUUUCUACAAACAGAUUCAUGGAAGAGAAAAAAGGCAAGCAAACAGUGGCCUGAUUUGUCCUGAAUUUAAAAGACCCAGAGAUAUUGCAGUUGACUGGGUUGCUGGAAACAUUUAUUGGACAGAUCACUCUAGAAUGCACUGGUUCAGUUACUAUACUACACACUGGACAAGUCUGAGGUAUUCUAUCAAUGUAGGGCAGCUCAAUGGCCCCAACUGUACCAGACUCUUAACAAAUAUGGCGGGAGAGCCCUAUGCUAUUGCUGUAAAUCCUAAAAGAGGGAUGAUGUACUGGACUGUUGUUGGGGAUCACUCGCACAUAGAGGAAGCAGCCAUGGAUGGUACUCUAAGAAGAGUCUUAAUACAAAAGAAUUUGCAAAGACCCACAGGUCUUGCUGUGGACCUUUUUAGUGAACGGAUAUACUGGGCUGACCUUGAACUCUCUGUUAUUGGAAGUGUUCUGUAUGAUGGUUCUGAUUCAGUAGUUGCUGUCAGCAGCAAACAAGGUUUGUUACAUCCACAUAGGAUUGACGUCUUUGAAAAUUUUAUAUAUGGAGCAGGACCUAAAAAUGGAGUCUUUCGAGUACAAAAAUUUGGCCAUGGUUCAGUAGAAUAUCUAUCUUUAGAUGUUGAUAAAACAAAAAAUGUUUUAAUAUCUCAUCACUUUAAGCAACUAGAUUUACCAAAUCCAUGCUUGGACUUAGUGUGUGAAUUCCUCUGUUUGCUGAAUCCUUCUGGUGCCACCUGCUUAUGUCCAGAAGGAAAAUAUUUGAUUAAUGGUACCUGCAAUGAUGACAGCCUGUUAGAUGAUUCUUGCAAAUUAACGUGUGAAAAUGGAGGAAGAUGCAUUUUAAAUGAGAAGGGUGAUUUGAGGUGUCACUGUUGGCCUAGUUAUUCAGGAGAAAGGUGUGAAGUCAACCAUUGUAGCAACUACUGUCAAAAUGGAGGAACCUGCAUACCUUCAAUUCUGGGAAGACCCACUUGCAGUUGUGCACUGGGAUUCACUGGACCAAACUGUGAUAAGAUUGUAUGUGAAAAUUUUUGUCAGAAUGGAGGGACAUGCAGUGUAACUUCUGGGAACCAGCCACACUGCCACUGUCAGGCUGAACACACAGGAGACAGAUGCCAGUACUAUGUGUGUCACCACUACUGUGUCAAUUCUGAAUCUUGUACUAUUGGGGAUGAUGGAAAUGUUGAAUGUGUUUGUCCAACACGUUACGAAGGAUCAAAAUGUGAAGUUGACAAAUGUAUGAGGUGUCAUGGAGGACACUGCAUUAUAAAUAAAGACAAUGAAGAUAUUUUUUGCAACUGCACUAAUGGAAAGAUUGCUUCCAGCUGUCAGUUAUGUGAUGGUUACUGUUACAAUGGUGGCACAUGCCAGCUGGACCCUGAGACAAAUGUACCUGUAUGUCUAUGUUCCACCAACUGGUCAGGUACACAGUGUGAGAGACCAGCUCCGAAGAGCAGCAAAUCUGAUCAUAUCAGUACAAGAAGCAUUGCCAUAAUUGUGCCUCUUGUUCUCUUGGUGACUUUGAUAACUACCUUAGUAAUUGGUUUAGUGCUUUGUAAAAGAAAAAGAAGGACAAAAACAAUAAGAAGACAACCUAUUAUCAAUGGAGGGAUAAAUGUAGAAAUAGGCAAUCCAUCUUAUAAUAUGUAUGAAGUGGACCAUGAUCACAAUGAUGGAGGGCUUCUAGAUCCUGGCUUUAUGGUUGAUCCAACAAAGGCCAGGUAUAUAGGGGGAGGGCCCAGUGCAUUCAAGCUUCCCCACACAGCGCCGCCCAUCUACCUAAACUCUGAUUUGAAAGGACCACUGACAACUGGGCCUACAAAUUACUCCAAUCCAGUAUAUGCAAAAUUAUACCUGGACGGACAACACUGUCGAAACUCCUUAGGAAGUGUUGAUGAAAGGAAAGAACUGCUCCCAAAGAAAAUAGAAAUUGGGAUACGGGAGACAGUGGCAUAAUCAGUGAAAACUUUUAUAUGCUGUAUAAAUGUAUAAAAUAUGAGGAUUACUUUUGUAUGUUCCAACAGUAUUAUACUUGUUUUGGCAUCAGCAUUACCUCUUUAUCUUUUAUCCUGAUUGUUUUCUGAUUUUUAUUUUUUGCUGAUGACUAUUGAUUGACCAUUUGUAUGGUAUUUUUAUGAAAAAGAACUGCACUACAGUACAAUUUACAACAAUGCUGCUGAUAUGACACACCUUUGAAUUUAUUAAAAUACAAACAACAUAAUUUCUUUGUAGUGUGAAUAUGAGCAAUCUAUUUUAUAUGAACUUUUUGGGUUGUACUUAAUCAACAAAGAUAAUCUCUGCACUUUUUCAUUAUCCGGUCAAAAAGCAGAAAUAAAAUGUCUUUUUAUGUUUCUGUUUAAACUGAUGGAAGAAUUGUUAAGUGCUAAACUCUCUUCUUUGUGCCCAUUAAUAAUGAUUCAGACUGUUGAAAAUAUAUAGCCCUCCCUCACAAAGUAAGAAACAUCUGCUUUGAAAUGAGUCGUAGGUAGGCAAGAGAUAGGUAAGAAUUUUGAGGAAAUCUUUUAAAAAUACAUAAAUGAAUAAUUUGCAUGAACACAUAUGACUAUGUUUUCCAAAAUUUAGUGGACUUUAUGUGAUAUACUAAGUGUAUACACCUUGUAAACAAUAGUUAUAUUUAGGUGGUAGAACAUAGCAAAAAAAAUUUAACUGAGUGUGAAACAAAACAAAACCAGCUUGCUAUGGAAUAAGGUCCUUUGUUCUUCCUCAGUCCUGAGGUAAAUAGCGAGUUUAGAGCACAAAAGAGCAUUGGGGUAAUCAUAUCUUAUAAAAUUCUUCCCAAUCACAAGCAUUAACCCAAACCUUACCUUUACCUCAUGGAACAGUAAGAAUAUAAGCACACAAAUUGAUGGCUGAAUUUCAAAUAUGUAAAAGCAUUCUCUUUGCAAGGUCAAAAGGAAGAAACAAAACACCAUAGUAGUAAAAAAAAAUCAUUAAAGAUUUACAAUAUACAACAUGAAUAAUUAUUUUACCUAUCCAAAAUAAAUUCUCAAAGUGGAAUAUAAAUUUUGAACUAUCAUCUGCCCAUGAUCAAAGAUGAAGAGUACAAUUACUGACCAGUAAUGCUGGCAUUCUAGUUUGUUUGGGUUAUGCAAAAUAUGUGAACAAUUCUCACUCUUGUUUGUUUUCAGAUUUUGAUUAAAACAAGUGCAAAUUAUUUAUGUGGCAUAAAAAAUAGCAUUUUAUACAAAUAUCUUUAAAGGCACAAAAGAUUUAUUCACAAGUAUGGAGGGCUUUUUGUUCCUCUGAUAGACCUGACUGACUUUUAGCUCUCAUAAUGUAUUAACCUAACAGAUGAAAUAUGUUUGUGGUUGCUCUUUCUCCUUUGUACAAGCAUUAAAAAAACCUGCUGUUUUAUAAAAAGAGUUUUUGUUGUACUAUGUGCAUGCAUACUACCUAUUUCUAAACUUUGCCAUAUUGAGGCCUUUCUAAACUAUUG
Messenger RNA from Suncus etruscus (white-toothed pygmy shrew), 15154 nucleotides. It is a transcript of the gene LRP1B, whose product is annotated as LDL receptor related protein 1B. The record is from RefSeq and is a predicted model, not a curated record. Lineage: Eukaryota; Metazoa; Chordata; Mammalia; Eulipotyphla; Soricidae. Gene Ontology annotation, molecular function: calcium ion binding; protein binding.